Molecule: messenger RNA, 1998 nt
Organism: Mesoplodon densirostris (Blainville's beaked whale)
Lineage: Eukaryota; Metazoa; Chordata; Mammalia; Artiodactyla; Ziphiidae
Product: nascent polypeptide-associated complex subunit alpha, muscle-specific form-like
Exons: 5
Coding region: 1-1998 (665 amino acids)
Source: RefSeq, a predicted model, not a curated record
AUGGCUCGCUCGCUCACGGGAGUCUGCCGCCGCCUCCGCGGCCCGCCCCCCACUUCCCGUCCUUCAGCCGGGAGGGAGCCUGCAUGCCUGUCUAGACCCAUCUAUCACAGGCACACCAACAACACCCGCGAGAGCGCGGAGACCUUACCCAGGUCCCCCUGCCCGCACGGUUCCCGGCGGACAGAACGCUGGAGCGUGACCGCGCCUGCAGGGUCGGGGUGGGACUCUACGGGCUCGGGCUGCCCCGAGCGCACAGCGGGUCCGGCCCGGCCCCGGCCCACAGCGCUCCCGCCAGCCCGGCUGCCGGGGCACAGUCACAGCUCUGCGCGCCGAUUUUUAUCUUGUCUAAUCCCAAACUGGGCGGGGAGCACAGGCGUCGUGCUUAGGGAACAAGAGAUAGGCGAGGGAGGCGGGGACGAGCAGCCAGGCAGCUACGCGAGCGGGAGCGAGUUAAAGACACAGUCGAGGCGACCGAGAGCAGGAAGAAGGAGCGGGCUGCGGGGGCCUCGAGGCGCCGCACGCAACGCGCCGCCCGGCCAAGUUACACGCACCUCCCGGUCGCCCCUCGCUGCCCAUCCCUCCCCACUUCCCAGAGGCGCUCUCCGCAGCCCGGGCCGCGGGGCCCCGGCCUGUUCACCUACUGGUGACAGCACCUCAAAGGACAGCGCUGGGGCCAUCCGAGCCCCAACCCCGACCUGCCCGCGGAGCGCCUGGCGCCCGAACCCCGCCCCCCCACCCACUACCCCAGGCAAUCCCGACGGCAUAUUAAUCACCGCCAUCUCCCCGCUUCCUCCUCGCGGUGAAAUCAUGCCCAAAAUAAACACGGGAACCGACACUGCAAAGCCCAGACCAGAUAACAGGUCAGGGGUGGAGUGGGAAGGGUCGAGAAGCAAAUGUAUUUUCCAAGUGUCCACGUACAGGAGUAUCGGAGGCCGACAAUUAAAAUGCCUUCCACACAAGCAAUUCUGUUGGCCAAACCGAAUCCAACACCUCCCUCGCCCCGGCUUCGGCCUACACGCGGCCAGGCUCAGCCGUCUCAGGGACCCGGGGACGUGCCCACUCAAGAGUGCAGGCGGCGGGAAGCCCGCCGGGACCACGCGUGCCUCGAGCUGCCCUACUCCGCACACGGCGCCCCGGGGCUUGCUUGGUAAACAGCAGGAGCACGUCGCCGCCACCCCGAGCCCCCUAGUUGGCGGAGGCUCUGCAGCGCAGCCGCCCGCCUGCUCCGAGCGCGGGCCCCAAGGCGCAGCGGCGCCUCGCCCUCCCCGCCUCGGCCGAGGAUCGCGCCCGGGUGCGCAAGUUCCUCUUCGCCCUCAGCCUCUGCGCCGCACGCCCUCCGAGUGGGACCAACUUCCUCCGGCCGCAGACUCGCACACGCCCUACAGGGCUUUCCACCAGACUCCACGCUACCCAGAGGAGGAACCAGGUCUCGCCCCCCCGGUCUCGCACCCCCGCCCGCCGCCGCCCCCGCCCCCGCACGAUCUACCCCCACCCCUGGGGUCUCACAACUUAAAACCAACCCCACGACGUCGCGGGGAAGUCGCGCGGCAGCGGCGGCAGGUCGAGCUCGGCUCGGCCCGGGGCGCCCGCCACACACACCCUCGCGCACGCACACGCCGUCGUUCCACGAGCAAGAACGAGCUGCCCCCGGAGAGGCGAGACGAGGCAGCGGCGGCUGGGGUUUUUUACAGUUCUUUCCCGAGUCGAAAAAGAAAGCAGACGGGAACCCGCCGCCCUCCCCUUCCUGCUAGCGAGCUAACGCCGAGCCGAGCUUCCCAACUUCCAGCCCAGCUCACCCACCCCCCGCCCCCCACGCCCGACUCGCGGCACUCAGCGACGACCGCGCUCCCGCGCACACAGGCACACACUGCCUGCAAACUUCCACUCCGCGAACACCCUGCUCUCCUCCCAGCCCCCAGGGGGGCGGCAGCCCGCCCCCGCCGCGCCCCUCCCUCUCCGAAGCCCACGCCGGGCCGCUUAGGUUGGCUGCAUUUUUAA